GUGACUCUGAGUGCGGGUGCUAUUGCGUGAGCCAUAGGGACCCUUUUGAAUCAGAGUUUAGAACCGAGUAACUUUGAACUCUUGGAAACGUACACCAACAUAUAUCUACGGAGACAGCAGUACACUCUGGUCCAGCAAAGCACGCAGACGGUCGAUCCAGCAUUACCCGAGGUUGUACCACCAUACACUUCAACGUGACCAAGUGCAACAUCUACAUUGCACAGCAUGUCGGACAUUACCAAGAAGGAUGAGGCCAAGCCUUUCUCAGAGGAGAAGGUAGAGGAUGAUAGUCCCCGCUUAAAACGCUCUGGAUCGCUCUCAUCGAUUGUAGAGACCACCAGAUUGGCAUGGGACAGAGUUAGACAAACGUACAACAGUGGUGAGUUUGUCGUAUCCUGGAGGGACAUCAUGCUCGGAUUCCACAAGUACAACCCACUGGGAUCACGAAUGGUAGCUACUAGUGUCUCUGCUGUAUUGCUUGGCUUGUUCGUUACACACUACACUGAGUACAACCUCAUCCCAGACACUCCUGAUGUGACUGUGGAGUACGCAGCCGUGUUCUUUGGCUGUGCUGUGGUGUUUAUCCAAUGCAUGUACCUCAUGAACCGUACAAAACCUGUAUACAUCCUUGACUUUGCUACGUACAAAGCUCCGCCCGAAUAUUCGUGCUCGCCCGAGACUUUCAUGGAGCUAUCGCGUGCUGCUGGUGUAUUCAGUCAAGAAAGUCUUGAAUUCCAAGAGAAACUCUGUAAACACACUGGAUUGGGACCCAAUACAGCUGUGCCCGAUAGUUUCUUCAAAGCAAAGCAGAUUGCCGAAGGAAAGAAGCAGAGCGAUGUGUUGUCAAUGGCAACGGCCCGUGCGGAAGCUGAGGAGGUGUUGUAUACCGUUGUACAGUCUCUUCUGGAUAAGCAACAGAUCAAGCCCGAGAACAUUGACAUCCUGAUUGUAAACUGUAGUUUGUUCAGCCCUACACCGUCCAUGAGUGCGAUGGUGGUCAACAAAUUCAAGAUGCGACAUGAUGUGAAAACCUACAAUCUGUCUGGUAUGGGAUGCUCCGCCGGUUUAAUCUCCGUAGACCUGGCCAAGGAUCUACUCCAGGUACACAGAAAUGUUAACUGCUUGAUCUUGAGCACUGAGAAUAUCACACAGAAUUGGUAUCUGGGCAGACAGAAGUCCAUGUUGCUGACCAACACGCUCUUCCGAAUGGGUGGGGCCGCUAUUCUGCUCAGCAACAAAUCCAGGGAUAGCUCACGUGCGAAGUAUGAGCUACAGCACACUGUCAGAACACACCAAGGUGCCUCUGACCUCGCGUACGAGUCCGUCUACCAGGCCGAGGACAGCGACGGUACGGUGGGGGUGCGCCUGUCCAAAAAGAUUAUGGACGUGUCAGGCGUAGCCCUGCGACAAAACAUCACCACGCUGGGGCCACUCAUCCUGCCCUGGUCUGAGCAGAUCAAGUUUGUCUGGAACUUUGUGCAGCGCAAAUGGCUCAAACAGACCGGUGUGAAACCGUACUUGCCCAAUUUCAAGGGGGCUGUGGAGCACUUUGCCAUUCACACGGGUGGUCGUGCGGUGAUUGAUACCCUCGAGGAAGUCCUGGCACUGAGUCAGUACGAUUGCGAGCCGUCCCGCUUUGCGCUGUACCGCUUUGGCAAUACAUCGUCGGCGUCUGUGUGGUACGAGUUGGAGUUUAUGGAGUGCGACGGUCGUAUGAAGAAGGGUGACCAGGUGUGGCAGAUUGCGUUUGGUUCAGGCUUUAAAUGCAACUCGGCUGUGUGGAAGGCGAGGCGCACGCUGCCCAAGACUGGGACCGACUAUUAAAGCGCAUACUGAGGAAGGUUGUGCACGCGUGUGCUGGGGGGGGGUAAAUAUGCAUGUGUCGGAAGGAUGUGGACGGGCAAGCUAGCCUAUGAGAGGGACGCUAGUGUAUGGAGUUGUACGUGCAUACACACACAUGUACACUCGCACGAUACGCUAGGGUGUAUGGAUGGCCAGUGAAGAGUGGGUGUCUGUGUCUGUGUGCGUGUACGUGUACGUGACUCCAAAUUUAGUAUAGGGUAUGUGGACAUGUUUUAAUUUGAUUUAGUUGUGUGGGCGAAAACGUGCGUAGCUAUGGUACGGCAUGAAUAAACGAAUCUGCAGGAGCCGAACAUCAGGCCAUGUGUCUAUCUGAUGGGACACGUGGUAUAUAUCUAAUAUAUAAAUAUAUAUAUAAAGCAUCCUGUAUGGAACAAGCACGGG
Molecule: messenger RNA, 2244 nt
Organism: Sphaeroforma arctica JP610
Lineage: Eukaryota; Ichthyosporea; Ichthyophonida
Exons: 3
Coding region: 226-1824 (532 amino acids)
Biological process (GO): fatty acid biosynthetic process
Cellular component (GO): membrane
Molecular function (GO): acyltransferase activity, transferring groups other than amino-acyl groups
Source: RefSeq, a predicted model, not a curated record